UGCCACGUACGCAGCGUAUCCCAAGCUUUGGAAUACAGAGAGUGCAGCUAAAGAUCUCUUCUCUCUCUACUCCCACUCUCUCUCUCUCUCUCUCUCUCUCUCUAGACCAUCUCCACCCAAAAUCUGCUCCUCUGCAAGGAAAAGAAAGAUAAUAAAGAUCUCAAAACCGCAAGCUCUCGUGAUCGUCUCCUGAGACAAGUGAAUCAGGAAGGAUAUACCCUAAUCAUUUCUCAGAGAUACAGGGCUCUAUUUUGAGCCCAAUAAGUUCAGAAAGCUUGCAGAUAUCUGGAAUUGCAGUUUUUAAGUUUUCAUCAGGUGGAUAAUUUUGACAGCUUAUUGCUUAAUUGAUUAAUUGAGAAACUGCGGUUGGUGUGCUGUUGGCUCGAGAAAUGUUGAAUUACAAUCUUCUGAUCCUUGAUUGGUAGUGGUUGUAGCGGGAUUUCUUAGCAUCUCUAUUCCUAUAUAGAAGGCAGGCAUAUUAUGGCUAGUUUAUGUGAAAGGUGGAUUGAUGGCCUUCAAUACUCCUCGCUGUUCUGGCCUCCACCGCAAGAUCAACAGCAACGGAAGGCUCAAAUUACUGCCUAUGUUGAAUACUUUGGUCAGUUCACGUCAGAACAAUUUCCUGAGGAUAUAGCUGAGUUGAUUCGUAACAGUUAUCCAUCGAAGGAAAGACGCCUUUUCGAUGAUGUCUUAGCAAUAUUUGUCCUCCAUCAUCCAGAGCAUGGGCAUGCUGUCAUUCUUCCCAUCAUUUCAUGUAUCAUUGAUGGUACCCUGGAGUAUGAUCGAAGUAGUCCUCCAUUUGCUUCUUUCAUUUCCUUAGUCUGCCCAAGUAGUGAGAAUGAGUACUCCGAACAGUGGGCUCUGGCAUGUGGAGAGAUUUUAAGAAUUUUGACUCACUACAAUCGACCGAUUUACAAGGUUGAGCAUCAGCUCAGUGACUCAGACAGAACUGACAGUGGCAGUCUUGCUACAACAAGUAACUCUCCGAAAAAAAGUAAAUCUUCAGGAAAAAGUAACUCCCCAAGCAGGGAUGUAACACAGGAGAGGAAGACGUUAAGGCCUUUGUCUCCAUGGAUUACUGAUAUAUUGCUGGCGGCGCCUCUGGGUAUUAGAAGUGACUACUUCCGUUGGUGUGGUGGAGUGAUGGGAAAGUAUGCAGCUGGAGAACUCAAACCUCCUUCAACUACUUCCCGUGGAUCAGGGAAGCAUCCCCAACUCAUGCCAUCAACUCCAAGGUGGGCCGUUGCCAACGGCGCUGGUGUUAUUCUAAGUGUGUGUGAUGAGGAAGUUGCUCGCUAUGAGACUGCUACUUUAACUGCCGCUGCUGUCCCUGCACUUCUGCUUCCUCCUCCAACAACAGCUAUGGAUGAGCACCUUGUUGCUGGCCUACCUGCUCUUGAGCCAUAUGCACGUUUAUUUCAUCGUUAUUAUGCAAUUGCUAGUCCAAGUGCCACCCAAAGACUUCUCCUUGGUCUUCUAGAAGCGCCACCAUCCUGGGCUCCUGAUGCGCUUGAUGCUGCUGUACAACUAGUGGAACUGCUUAGAGCAGCUGAAGAUUAUGCAUCAGGGAUGAGACUUCCGAGAAACUGGAUGCAUUUGCAUUUCUUGCGUGCAAUUGGGACUGCAAUGUCAAUGAGAGCUGGCAUUGCUGCAGAUGCUGCCGCAGCGUUGCUUUUUCGCAUACUUUCGCAGCCUGCAUUGCUUUUUCCUCCACUAAGGCAAGUCGAAGGAGUUGAAGUUCAAAAUGAACCUGUGGAUGGCUAUAAUUCACGGUACAGGAAACAGAUAGAAGCGCCUGCAGCUGAAGCAACAAUAGAAGCCACUGCCCAAGGGAUUGCAUCAAUGCUUUGUGCCCAUGGGCCUGAGGUUGAAUGGAGAAUAUGUACCAUAUGGGAAGCUGCCUAUGGUCUGAUUCCAUUAAGUUCCUCCGCCGUUGACCUUCCGGAGAUCAUUGUUGCAACCCCCUUGCAACCUCCCAUUCUCUCAUGGAACUUGUACAUACCUCUUCUUAAAGUCCUUGAGUAUCUUCCUCGUGGAAGCCCAUCCGAAGCCUGUCUCAUGAAAAUAUUUGUUGCCACUGUUGAAGCGAUUCUUCAAAGAACAUUUCCACCGGAAUCCUCCAGAGAAGAAAUCAGGAAAACAAGAUAUAUUUUUGGCGUGGGGUCGGCUUCCAAAAAUCUUGCUGUUGCAGAGCUUCGCACAAUGGUUCACUCCUUAUUUCUGGAAUCGUGCGCCACUGUGGAGCUCUCUUCGCGCUUGCUUUUUGUUGUGUUAACUGUUUGCGUCAGUCAUGAAGCUCAGCCCUAUGGGAUCAAAAGGCAUAGAGGUGAUGAUAGUUAUCUUCCUGAUAAAAUGAAUGAGGAAGUGCAACAGGCAUCUAACAACCAGAGAGAAAUAAGAAUGAGGAAAACGAAAAGACAGGGCCCUAUUGCUGCGUUUGAUUCUUAUGUUCUAGCUGCUGUUUGUGCUCUUGCUUGUGAACUUCAGUUGUUCCCUUUGAUUUCAAACGGGCGUAAUCAUCAAGUUUGCAAAGAUGUGCAGGAUAUAGCAAAGCCUGCAAAGACAAAUGGAUCUUGUAAUGAGAUCCGGAACAGUGUUGACUCUGCAGUUCGUCAUACUCACAGGAUAUUGGCUAUAUUGGAAGCGCUUUUUUCUCUGAAACCAUCUUCAGUUGGUACAUCGUGGAGUUACAGUUCAAAUGAGAUAGUUGCUGCAGCCAUGGUUGCAGCUCAUGUCUCCGAACUAUUCAGACGGUCAAAGGCUUGUAUGCAUGCUCUCUCUGUGUUGAUGCGGUGCAAAUGGGAUAGUGAAAUUCACUCUAGGGCUUCUUCACUGUACAACCUGAUUGAUAUUCACAGCAAAGCUGUUGCAUCUAUAGUUAACAAGGCAGAACCCCUGGAAGCACACUUGAUGAAUGGAAUUGUUUGGAAAGAUAUUCCAGCAUGUCUUGAUGGCAGAACACAAAAGAAAUCUAGAAACUCGAACACUAUUUGUACUGCAUCAGUGCAACCAUUUUCAUUGCAGUUUGGUAAUUCAGAAGAUUCAGGAACUGAAGUUAAGGGUGAGAAAGCCUUGAGUUUGAAUGAAGGGUCUGGAAAUGUUUCGGAGAAAGGGAUAACAAGUUUCCCAUCGGAAGCUUCGGAUUUGGCCAACUUGCUCACAAUGGAUAGGCAUAUAGGGUUUAAUUGCAGUGCAAAAGUGCUUCUGAGGUCUGUGUUGGCAGAGAAGCAAGAGUUAUGUUUCUCAGUUGUUUCAUUGCUCUGGUACAAAUUGAUUGCGUCCCCUGAAACACAACCUAGUGCAGAAAGUACUUCUUCUGCCCAGCAAGGAUGGAGACAGGUGGUUGAUGCCCUAUGCAACGUCGUGUCAGCAUCACCAGCGAAAGCUGCGACAGCUGUUGUUCUUCAGGCGGAGAGGGAAUUGCAACCUUGGAAUGCUAAGGAUGAUGAUCAAGGUCAAAAGAUGUGGAGAAUCAACCAGCGAAUUGUUAAGCUGAUUGUGGAGCUAAUGAGAAAUCAUGACACCCCAGAAUCAUUUGUAAUUUUGGCUAGUGCUUCAGAUUUGCUUCUGCGUGCCACAGAUGGGAUGCUCGUUGAUGGAGAAGCUUGCACUUUACCACAGCUGGAGCUCCUGGAAGCAACAGCUAGAUCAAUUCAACCAGUUCUUGAGUGGGGGGAAUCAGGAUUCGCAGUUACGGAUGGCCUUUCAAACCUGUUAAAGUGUCGUCUUCCAGCGACAACACGAUGCCUUUCUCAUCCAAGUGCUCACGUCCGUGCUCUUAGCACGUCAGUUCUUCGUGAUAUUUUGCAUAUUUGUUCAAUAAACUCUAGCACUAAACCAGUGGACAAAAACGGCAUUGAUGCCCCUUAUAAGUACCUUGGUGUAGGCACUAUUGAUUGGCGAGCAGAUAUCGAAAAGUGUCUAACGUGGGAAGCUCAGAGCAGACUUGCAACUGGAAUGCCUAAUCAAUUUCUGGAAAUUGCUGCCAAGGAGUUAGGUUGUAAUUUGUAACAUACUAAUUUGACCUUUUUAGUUUCACAUGCAUAUAUACAUUGCAAGCAAUGAUUCGCCAAGAUGAGAAAAACCAUAUCUUGAAGGAUACAGUUAGGUCAGAAGUUUUUUCUUCCGGGGAAAAAGUCAUUGAUCCUUCAGGAUAGUUUGUAUGAGAUUGUAGACGAGCCAUGAAUAUGUAUAAUGUCAGUGUUGUUUAGAUUCAUUCGGCUCGUGUAACAUGGUGCUUAGGUCAGUAGAUUAAUCAUGUAUUUCUUCUGGCACAAGUAUGGUAAAUAGCAGGCAGCCUCGUCUUUUUGAA
This is a messenger RNA of Rhododendron vialii, 4312 nucleotides long. RefSeq names its product protein GIGANTEA. The transcript has 15 exons. The record is from RefSeq and is a predicted model, not a curated record. Lineage: Eukaryota; Viridiplantae; Streptophyta; Magnoliopsida; Ericales; Ericaceae. Gene Ontology annotation, cellular component: nucleus. The coding region runs from base 481 to 4011 and encodes 1176 amino acids. Gene Ontology annotation, biological process: regulation of circadian rhythm; response to stress; regulation of long-day photoperiodism, flowering.